CCAUUCACAUUCAGUCCCAUUUUCGAAAAUUAAAAAUAAAAAAAUUGAAAUAAAAAUUCAAAAAAAAUAAUAAAUCGCUAUAUCUUUUUUCCGCCGAUUAUGGUGAAAUCGUUGUCGCCGGAGCUCCGCCGUGAGUCGCCGUCGCCUCCGCCGCCGCUUUCGCUGUCGCCGGAGACGUCGUCGUGUAAGUACAAAGGCGUGCGGAAGCGCAAGUGGGGGAAAUACGUCUGCGAAAUCCGGCUGCCUAACAGCCGCGAGCGAAUCUGGCUCGGCUCGUACGACACCGCCGAGAAGGCGGCGCGUGCGUUCGACGCGGCGCUGUUCUGCCUCCGCGGCAGCAAAGCCAAGUUCAACUUCCCCGAAAAUCCGCCGGACAUAGCCGGCGCGAGAUCGAUGAAGCCGGCGGAGAUCCAAGCCGCCGCCGCCAGAUUCGCGAACGCCGAGCCGCUCCCACGCGCCGCCGAGCCGGCGCCGGCUGCGUUCGAAUAUUCCGAUUCGCAAUCGGAUACCCUUUCAUCCUUUUCCUGCCCGUCGGUCACCCAUCAGGACUAUGAAAUUACCACAGUACCCCCCGAGAGUGACUCUCUGAACCAGCUGCUUUUUUCUACGGCUGCAGAGAACAACCUCUCUGAGUGCGGGGCAUUUUCGGAAUUUUACGAUUUCCCGGGCGAUUUUUUUAUGCCCGCUUUGCCCGACGUUACUUAUUGGUCUGAUACUACUGAUGACGUGUUCAGUACUGAGGCUUCGCCAUCUCUAUGGAACUUUGAGGCCUGAUUCUUUAGGAGGACCCGGAGCUCGAGAUCCCGAUAAAUAUGCACAGUAGAUGGAUUAAUGAACGGUAUAGAUGAUCGAGACCCGGGACCUCGAACUUCCCUGCGGACAAACUUUCAAUCCUUCUCAGGGUCAGAAAUUUUGGAAAAUUAUUUAAAACUGAAAUUACUGACCCAAAUUUUUUUAUUUUUUGAUUAAUUAAUUAUUUUGAUGGAACCAUUUUUUGUAUCCAUCAUCUUCUUUUAUCUUCUUAUUUUUUUAUUUUUUUUUAAAAUGAUGUUUCAUUAUUUAUUAUUAUUAUUUUAUUUGUUGUCCCUCACAUGUAUGUAUUCUGAGGGACCAAAUUUUGCUGUAAUAAUAUUUGUAGAAAUGAGUUGAAAUAAAUUGUACGUGGGGUUUGAAUUUUGA
Messenger RNA from Andrographis paniculata, 1179 nucleotides. RefSeq names its product ethylene-responsive transcription factor ERF017-like. The transcript has a single exon. Gene Ontology annotation, molecular function: DNA binding; DNA-binding transcription factor activity. The record is from RefSeq and is a predicted model, not a curated record. Lineage: Eukaryota; Viridiplantae; Streptophyta; Magnoliopsida; Lamiales; Acanthaceae. Gene Ontology annotation, biological process: regulation of DNA-templated transcription. Bases 100 to 774 code for a protein of 224 amino acids.